UAUAUUUACAGAGACAAAUGCUACCUAAAAUGCUGUUACUUUUACACAACCCAUGAUUUCAUCCAAUAAGUCGUGAGAUAAGAGCAGUAAUAAGAGGUUCAUGGUAGGCUGUAAGAUGGCCACAUACAUGAAAAGAAGAAGCUGUAUAAGAAUGGUCAAAUAGUACUUUGGAAAAAGGACAAGAUGAGCAAUCCACUUAGAGGAGAAGUUAUCAGAUUGUACAAGAAUCUUCUCUAUCUUGGAAGGGAAUACCCAAAAGGCACAGUCUACUUCAGGGAGCGCCUAAAAUCAGCUUUUCUGAAGAACAAAGAUGUCACAGACCCUGAGAAGAUCCGAAAGCUUAUUGAUCGAGGGGAAUUUGUGAUUAAGGAACUUGAAGCCCUUUAUUUCCUCCGGAAAUACAGAGCCAUGAAGAAACGCUAUUACGACCCAGAACACUGAGGCCAUCAUGUCUCUACAAAAUGGAGAUGAAAAUCUGUUUCAGGUUUAUCCUUUUUCCUUUCGAAGAUGAAUAUUACAGUGUUGUUGAUACAAUAUGUCUGUCCAUUGUACAGAUCACAAUGCCCAACCUGCCACGGGUAUUACUCACUUGAGAGGAAAUUCAAGCACUGCUUUAUAAUGAUUCAUGUCCUUAAAAAAAAGUUACAGUUUCAUAUUACUAUCAAAGACUAUUCUCAAUUGCCACUGAUUUUGUAAAUA
Molecule: messenger RNA, 699 nt
Organism: Hemibagrus wyckioides
Lineage: Eukaryota; Metazoa; Chordata; Actinopteri; Siluriformes; Bagridae
Gene: lyrm5a
Product: LYR motif containing 5a
Exons: 3
Coding region: 184-441 (85 amino acids)
Biological process (GO): respiratory electron transport chain
Cellular component (GO): mitochondrion
Source: RefSeq, a predicted model, not a curated record